Teleopsis dalmanni is the source of this 565-nucleotide messenger RNA. Its product is annotated as mpv17-like protein. The transcript has 3 exons. NCBI's taxonomy places the organism in Eukaryota, Metazoa, Arthropoda, Insecta, Diptera, Diopsidae. Gene Ontology annotation, cellular component: membrane; cytoplasm. The record is from RefSeq and is a predicted model, not a curated record. The coding region runs from base 1 to 378 and encodes 125 amino acids.
AUGAACGGUAAUGAUGAUGCGGGUGCUGCUUUACAAUUACUAUCCGGUACUAAGUGUAGGUAUAAAUGGUUGGAUAGUUAUAUUCCAGGCACAGCACCUGCUGUUAUUACAAAGAAACUUAUUCUUGAUCAGUUCGUAUUAUCGCCUUAUUUAAUUAUGUUGUUUUUUACGGGUAUGUCAAUAAUGGAGAACUCGGAAAAUAUAUUUUUGGAUGUGCAGACGAAGUUUAUUUCCACAUUUUAUAAGUCUUGUAUGUUUUGGUUGCCAGCACAAUCCAUUAAUUUUAUGUUCAUUAUGCCAAAAUACAGAGUACUAUAUAUGGGAAUUUGCGGAUUUUUGUGGGUUAAUAUUUUAUGUUGGGCUAAACGGCAAAAAUAAGUUGGACUGAGAAUAUGUUAUAUGUUAAACUAAUAAGUUAAAACUUUUAUAUAUUAUCAAAUUAAAAUAAUAUUUAUAUGUACAAAAAUGUAGCAAAACAUCACUGUUUCUGCAUUUUUUUAUCAUAACAAAACUAGUGUAGUCCUUAAAGUCACAAUAAACAUAUGCGGUACUUCUGUAUUACCAC